UUUUAAGAAAAAACAAAAAUGUUUGCUAGACAGCUGGGUGCAAAUAAUGAUUCUAUCUAUCAAGAAUAGAUCAUUCCUAUAAAUAUCAGAAUGAUGAAAUAAAUCAAGGUUUCGCCUUGUGAAAAAAAGGCUAUGCUGAACAAAACUAACAUUACCUACUUAAAUGUCAUAAGUAGAAAACAGCUUUGCUUUCAAUAAUAAAACAAGGGGAUAAUUACCAUUAACGAUGAUACAGAGUGUAUUAAUCUUGUCAUAAAUCUCAUAUCGGAAUUCGAUCAAAAUUUAUUUAAUAAAAUCAAUUAAGACUGUCCCAAACUAUAUUACUAUAAUUUUAUUUUGAGAGCUAGAGUAUACAAACGAGAAGUUAUCUUUGAUAUUUAGACUAUACAACAAGUAAACUAAUCAGCAAUGAUUAUUUACCAAAUGAUAAAGAUCAUAACUUGGGCAAGAUUACAUGAGGGCUAGAAAUAGUAGACUUAAUCGAGAAUAGAGAACGAAGAAGAUCAAUAGAUUCUCAUUGAAGUCAGUAAUUUGAAUGAAGAUGUAAAAAUCAAUACUAUUUAUUAUAGAUCUUGGCAUACUUGGGUUAAAAUUAAAGAUAAGGAAAGACCUUAAAUGAAAUAAUAGAGUAUUUUAGAAUUCUGAAUAACAUUGAACCAUAGGAUAUCAAGUAUUUAUAUUUAAAUAAAUAGAAAAUCUAUUGCAUUUCUAAUAAAAGAUGGAAAAAUAAAAAAUGAUUUUGAAGUAUUCAACCUAGUUAUUCAUAGAUGA
Molecule: messenger RNA, 771 nt
Organism: Paramecium octaurelia
Lineage: Eukaryota; Ciliophora; Oligohymenophorea; Peniculida; Parameciidae
Source: the annotation of a GenBank genome assembly